CCGCCAUCACUGUCAAAAUGUUAGUGAAUCUGGAAAGAUAAAAAUAUAUUUUGAGCCGCUUGGACUGCAAUCAAACAAAAUAUAAACAAAUACCGGUUCGAUUGCCAAAGGGAAGUAACUAGAAUAAAUAGGCCUAGAUUUCUUUCUAGAUCAAGUUCCUCAGUUCCUCAGAAGGAAACGACGAACUUGAUGGAAAAACUACCAAACGACAAAAAUUAUGUUGACAAGGUGCAGCUUUGGGUUGCAAAGAAGAAAGAUGCUUACCAUAAAGCAAUGGUGCAUACUUGCCUUUGUUGUGCGCUUGGCAAUGAUUGCAUAUGGUCAGUGGCAAGAUGCUAACAUGGCAGUGAAGUAUACCGAUGUGGACUAUUACGUCUUCACUGAUGCAGCAGAGUAUGUCACAAAGGGAGAGUCUCCAUACUUGAGGUCGACAUACCGCUACCCUCCCAUCCUGGCUUGGAUCCUCACACUCAACAUCUGGCUGUCUCCUGUGGCAGGAAAAAUCAUCUUUGUUGCCUUUGACAUUCUGGUUGGGUCCCUCAUCUAUAAAAUUGUACGCAAAUCAGGCUGCCAGGAGAACAUGGCCAAAAACUGUGCCCUGGCGUGGUUGUUGAAUCUGCUCCCGGCAACAGUGUCAAGCCGAGGCAAUGCGGAGUCUGUCAUGGCGUUCCUAGUGCUGCAAUCUCUGGACUACCUCAUCAAUGGGAGGACUGUACUGGCUGCAAUCUUUUAUUCCUUAUCCGUCCACUUCAAAAUCUACCCUGUCACCUUUGCUUUACCCAUCUAUUUGUAUUUGGGGAAAAGUCAUUCGUCUAUGAAAAAGGAUGAAGAUCCUAAAACUCCAGUGCCAUUCUCCCGAAAAAAUCUCCGCGCCAUCUUACUGCCAUCCCCUGAGUGCAGAUUGUUCAUCGGUGUGGCCUCACUUGUUCUUGGGGCUUUGACUGGAAUCUGCUUCUUUCUCUAUGGCAGGGUGUUUUUGUACGAGACCUACUUUUAUCACAUUGUACGAGGUGAUAUAAAGCACAACUUCUCCCCAUACUUCUAUCUCCUCUACCUGCUCUCGGAUCCAUCUGCUGGCCUGCCACUGUGUCUGAGACUCUUGCUGUUUGUACCACAGGUUCUGCUCCUAUUUGCUAUAUCCUGGAGGUUCCAGCACGACCCGCCCAUAAGCUGGUUCCUGUGUACAUUCUGCUUUGUCAUGGCCAACAAAGUCUGCACGUCUCAGUAUUUCCUAUGGUACCUGAGUCUACUGCCUGUGAUUAUCCCAAGUCUGAAAAUAAAUGCUCUGAGGGUUGCCCUGCUUGUUGUCCUGUGGUUCCUUGCUCAGGGUCUGUGGCUUCUCUCAGCGUACUAUUUGGAGUUCAUGGGUCACAACACAUACAUAUGGAUCUGGGCUGCAAGCCUCCUGUUCUUUGCAGCUAAUGGACUGAUCGCAUCCAACGUCAUUGACAGCUACCAGCCAGUGUGAUGUUCUUUGUUCUUCUGAGCAGUUCCCAUGAACUGAUAUGACCGAGGAGCAAGAGGCUCAGAGCAACAGGGCUGACAGAACUUUUGUCUCCUAUUUUUAACAUAGGCUACUUGUUCAAAACAUAGAGAGCUGUGUCUCUUUUUUUACCUUAAGUCUAUCAACUGCCUCCUUUGUUCUAUAGUUGGAAAUGCCACUUUCCUUGUGGGAGUACAAAGACGAUGAUGAUUUCAGUGGGUGUUUGUUGAUAAUGAUAAAGUGAUUGUCUUUUUAUCAUUCUGACAUAAGGAGGGUUGAGGACUAGUCUUCGCAUUUAUUCUUUUAACUCAAAGAAACAUUUCUAUUGUAUAAUUUGAGGGAAUAGAAAUUUAGGAGGUAUGUUUGUAAAGUUGUUGUUUUUUUUAUAUUGUUUUUUCUUUUCCACCUUCUUGUUCAUUCUUACAAGAGCGAAAACUAUCCUGAGCUUUCAUUUUUAACAAGAAGAGUAAUCAAAACGAAUUGAAUUGCAUGACAAAAUUCCUGUUUUAUCUCCCUUGCACUUAAUUUUUUAACAAAAUUCCUGUUUUAUCUCCCUUGCACUUAAUUUUUUAAGGAAAAGCCGGCCAGCUACCAAGGUACCUUCUGUUCGCCCUGCCAGCUCGAUCUGUCAUUAUGAUGGUGUGUGGAUGGUUUGCGGGUGCUCUGUAUGGUUUGCUCCUUUUUUCCUAUCAAACAUAUAUCAUCCUUCUCUCUCCUCCUUUUUUUAUGUUUGUUACUCUCUUGUAACACCUCUAGUCUUUGACACUUAUAUGACCUUAAUGUGUUGCAAAUGCUGUAGAACUGCUAAAACUAAAACUGUGAUGUUGACCUGAUUGUCUUGUCACUGCAUCAUACAUUCCCAUGACUUGAAGACUGAAUCUACAAGUGCAUUCCAAAGAAAGAAAAUGUGUGGGGUAGAUCAAGUUUAGUUUCUGUUCUACUUUGAUAAUGUUUUGCUCUUUAAAGUAAAAAAUGAUACACAAUAGUUUCCACCUACGGUCUCGGUGCGCGGGAGCAAGAAAAAUGUGGGUCUUAAGUGAACAGGAUCUUAGCCAAAUCAUCAGGGGAAAAAAUUCAAUCUGACUCAUGAUCAAGCCUACAACAGGUAAAAUUAUCUUCCUUUUCAUGUAGGCCUACUUAGAAAUGAAGUGACUUGACUCCCUGGGUGAGCUUACAACUUAUGGUGAGCGUUAUGUAGUUAACCUUGGUGACCAAUCACAAUGGGAAAAUUGAGACAUUGUAUAGGUUUAAAGCCCCUUUCAACACUGUAAAGUUAUUAGUUAUUUCAUCGGCCAACUAAUAGAUUGUAUUAAGCCCAAA
Aplysia californica (California sea hare) is the source of this 2803-nucleotide messenger RNA. Its product is annotated as GPI mannosyltransferase 1. Gene Ontology annotation, biological process: GPI anchor biosynthetic process. NCBI's taxonomy places the organism in Eukaryota, Metazoa, Mollusca, Gastropoda, Aplysiida, Aplysiidae. The transcript has 8 exons. Bases 218 to 1468 code for a protein of 416 amino acids. The record is from RefSeq and is a predicted model, not a curated record. Gene Ontology annotation, molecular function: alpha-1,4-mannosyltransferase activity; GPI mannosyltransferase activity. Gene Ontology annotation, cellular component: membrane; glycosylphosphatidylinositol-mannosyltransferase I complex.